AAAAAUUUGGGUCACAGCUGAUGUUUGUUUAUACUUUUUAUACUGUUUAUAUUAACACACACGCGCUUCAUAAAAAGUAGUCAGUCUUUUCACAGAUUUAGUCUUUUCUAUUAUUUUUAAAAUAUUUUUUGUUAUUGAGUUCUUGCUAAUGAUCAAUUGGACAACACUAAAAGCUGCAGAAACAAUCCUAACCCGAGAUUGAUUUGCUAAAACAUGGGCACAAACUUGUCACAACGAUUAAUUAGGGAUUCCACUUGAUCAAAUGUGUUUGCUCUAAAAAUGGGAAAUUUAUGGAGUGCGGUGAUUGAUUAUUGUCCAGAAGGUGUAAUUCGGACAGUGUCCAAUUCGUACAUUAGACACAGAGAAAAGAGAAAAAAGGAUGCUAUUGACAUUGAAGAGUCACACCUCAUCGAUUCUCUUCAUUCACCCAAAAGGCGGAAACUGACCUGCACCGCACACUACAUUUUCCAGGCGUUGUAUGUUGAAGGGAAAGACAGUGACAUAACAGUCAAUAUUCUUGACAAAGACUGGAAACUGCAUAAAAUAUAUUUGGGGCAGAGUCAAUAUUUUAACAGUAUGUUCUCUGGUUCUUGGAAUGAAUCAAAAAAGUCAUACAUAAGCAUCAAAGUCGAAGAUCCAAAUAUCACAGAAGAAGCUCUUGCUGCUGUUUUUGGGUCAUUUUACCAAGAUGAGAUCAUAGUAGAGCCAAGGGUAGUUGUGGGUGUGCUGGCAGCAUCUACUAUGUUUCAACUUGAAGGACUUAUAGAACAAUGCUACGAGAUCAUGCUGGAAACAAUUUCUCCAAUUACUGUUGUUCAGUAUUAUCAUGCCUCAUGUCGAUAUGGUGCUCAGAAAGUUAAAUCAAAAGUGAUUGAUUGGUUUUCGGUUAACCUUACUGAUUAUUAUUACAAAAAUCCAGCUAGACUGAAGGAAAUCGAUGUGGAGUUGAUGAAUGUGAUUUUGUCCAACCCUGACCUUUGUGUCAUCCAAACAGAGAUGACAUUGUAUUCUUUGCUGAGAAGAUGGAUGUAUAACAGAUUAAAUGUCGACAUGGACACAUCUGACUGCAGCAAAGAGCCAGAACCUUUCUUUUGCAAUGGUGAAGGAGAUGUACCAUUUUUGAUGAGUGAAACUGGCAGGGAAUUUGAGCCUAUUUUCAGGCGUUUGCGUUUAGGCCAUCUCUUACUCCAUGUUAAAGACCUCUUAAAUAUCUCAAAGGACAAGAUAAUUCCUGAAGCUUGGAUGCUUGAGGCUUAUAAAACACAGUGGGUCAAUCUUCUUCGUGUUUUAUCAGGAUCAGACAAAGGACCGACAUCUGUAGAUGAAGAAUUCUUUAACAUGAACAGUAUCAGAUGUGGGCGAGAAAUCCAUUCUGGAGACAACAGGUCAUGGAGGUGGAACUGGUUCAGCUUUGGUGUUGAUCUAGUCUGGUCUAUUGUAGAUAACUCAAUUCUAGUCAGAAGACAGCGUACAUACCUUGAUUACACCCUUGUUGAUAAUUCUCACAAUAUAUUAGUGAGACUCGAUUUGUUGACGUUCGAUGAGCAGCGCCAAGUGAAGAAACUUAUGAAGACUGAUAUAAUAAACCUUUCUCUUACAAGGAGCCAGGAGACAAAACUACUCUCAUUUGAUUCAGAAUUUGAAUACCCUCUUUUUAUCUUUGUCAAGAUCUUACUAACAUCACCAGCAAAAACUGUGGCUUCGAGUUAAAAGCUUUACAAAAUCUCUUGGCCUAUGAUUAAUCUCGGCUGAGCUAAAGAUAUUUUUGUAUAAAUAAUCUUGUAUUCUGUUUAACAAAUUCCCAUAAAUUCAUAGGAUACUCACAAUUUAUUUUGCGUUUUAUUUCUGGAUAUUUGUAACAUUCCAUCUAAUGCAUAAAUUUAAUAAUUAUUGUAAGAUAUAAUUAUUUUAUUAUAUAAUAAUUACAUUUAUUUUUUGUUUAUUUUAAGGAAGUGAUUUAAUUAGACAGGAGGGUUUCAUUUUAUGCAUUAACAUGUACUGUUAUCUAAAUUACUUAAAACUAAACUCUUUUUCAUUUUUUGUUUUAUAAACCAAUAUUUUUUAACACUAACUUUACACUAAUCCAUUAAGGUACUGUAUUUUUCAUAAAUAAUGUUACCUAUUUUUAUAGAUAUUAACUUCAUAUAUUAUGUAUAUACGUAUAUUUCAAAGUAGAAAACUUUUCUCCACAAAAUUAAAUUGUAAAUAAAUAACACUUUUUAGUUAAAUGAGAAAAGUGAAUUAUGCAUGGCCUUAAUGUCAGAGGAUAGUCUGAACAAAUUGUAAAACUUUUAACAGAUAGUUAACAACUUUUUUCCCAUGCAUUAUAUUUACUUGUUUUUGCUAAAUUACAUGCUUCCUAUGGUACAUAUAAACUUACAGAUAAAUAAAAAAAAUGUUUAGCUUUUGUUACAAAUAAAAGUAAGGUUGUUUAGUUGUUUUGCA
Cimex lectularius (bed bug) is the source of this 2445-nucleotide messenger RNA. RefSeq names its product protein germ cell-less. Bases 280 to 1710 code for a protein of 476 amino acids. The record is from RefSeq and is a predicted model, not a curated record. Gene Ontology annotation, biological process: germ cell development. Lineage: Eukaryota; Metazoa; Arthropoda; Insecta; Hemiptera; Cimicidae. The transcript is spliced from 9 exons. Gene Ontology annotation, molecular function: protein binding.